Spea bombifrons (plains spadefoot toad) is the source of this 811-nucleotide messenger RNA. It is a transcript of the gene SNAI3, whose product is annotated as snail family transcriptional repressor 3. The coding region runs from base 20 to 811 and encodes 263 amino acids. Gene Ontology annotation, biological process: regulation of DNA-templated transcription. The transcript is spliced from 3 exons. Gene Ontology annotation, molecular function: RNA polymerase II cis-regulatory region sequence-specific DNA binding; DNA-binding transcription factor activity, RNA polymerase II-specific. NCBI's taxonomy places the organism in Eukaryota, Metazoa, Chordata, Amphibia, Anura, Pelobatidae. The record is from RefSeq and is a predicted model, not a curated record.
GGUUGGAAAGUGUCAGAAGAUGCCCCGGUCCUUCCUAGUGAAGAAGCCCUGCAGCCACAGGAUCCCAAACUACAGGCGCCUGCUGGGACCAAACACAGAGCUGCAGUACGGAGAUCCUUCGGCCCCGAAACAGGACGUCACGGAGGAAGGGAAGCCCCCACCAGCGGUGUCACAGGAGCUCGGGGACGCUGGGCAGAAGGAAGAGUCGGAUAAGACCCCCAUGCAGACCAGAGUGGGGGGUCCUGAGCUAUCUGUUUGCCUCAAUGGACUGCCCUUUAAAGACAGUAUGAUCAGUGUUAAGAACAGGCCGUCGGACGGCGACUGUGAUACCCCAGGGCCAGAGGCCACCUUUCUGCCGCCUCCGCAGACUGUGCCUUCAUGUGUCCUGGAGGCUAUGGCGUGCUCGGACUUUCCCAACGCUUAUUCCAUGUUCUCCGAGCAGAAGCCGUGGCACUUCCAGGGUCCGCCACGCAGGCUCUUCAGCUGCCAGCAGUGUGCCAAGGCUUACACCAGCCUGGGGGCCUUGAAAAUGCACAUUCGGACCCAUACCUUGCCCUGUGCCUGCGGGAUCUGCGGCAAAGCCUUUUCCAGACCCUGGCUACUGCAGGGACACAUCCGGACGCACACCGGUGAGAAGCCGUUCUCCUGUUUUCACUGCGGUCGUGGAUUCGCAGACCGCUCCAACCUGCGCGCUCACCUGCAGACGCACUCCGAGGUCAAGAGGUACCUGUGCUCGGGAUGUGGCAAGUCCUUCUCACGGAUUUCUCUCCUCGCCAAGCAUCGCGAUGGCUGCUGCUGUCCUUUGACUUGA